AAAGAGAUGAAACAAAUAGUGUUCAUAAUUCUGUAGAAUAUCGAGAACGAUGUUGCGUUGUUCUGUUCAUUAAAAAGGAGUCUGUAAAAGACAAAAAGCUAAGGCCAUCGGGCCGCGGGGCCAUCGCCAUCAUCAUCAUCUCCUGGACUGCUCACUGCCCAUAUAUGAGGAUUCAGGAGCUUCCGGAUAUGGGAAAUUGCGUGUUGAAAGUCGCCGGAGAAAGGGUCGAUGUGGUGAAAGUGGUGACUGUCGACGGCGGAAUUAUGGAGCUUUAUGCGCCGAUUACGGCGGAGUGCAUAACAGGGGAAUAUCCCGGCCACGCGAUUUUUAAGAGCCGAAGUAUAUUCUCGGAGCCCCUUCUUCAUAAGGAUGAGCUUCACGAGGGUCAAGUCUAUUACCUUCUCCCGCUUAACCCUUACAAGCCCUCUGCCAAAAUCGAGGCGGACGCGCCCAGCGUUGUUUCCACGCCGUAUCGGAUGUCGACGUGCGAGUCGCAGAAUGCGGUUGCGAAGAAGCGGGCGGCGGAGGGGGAGGCGGAGGUGUUUCCGAAGUAUAGUAGUACGGGGGUUUGGAAGGUGAAGCUGGUGAUAUGCCCGGAACAGCUGUCGGAGAUUUUGAAGCAGGGUAAUCGUACGGAGGAGUUGAUUGAGAACGUGAGGACGGUGGCUAAGUGUGGAAACGGCGUCGGAUCGGCUGCCAGCUCCGAUCAUUCCAGUGUGGCAGGGAGCUGGAAGGGAUCCGCCAUGGAUAAGCUCCAGUAUGGGUUGAAAUAAUAUAUAUAUAUAUAUAUAUCUAUACAUAUAUGUUUGUCCUUUUUUUCCCUUCUUUGUAUCAUAUUAACAAUGGCUGCACGCAUAAAUUAAAAUUACGCACAAUCUCUUGGG
This is a messenger RNA of Cucurbita maxima (winter squash), 884 nucleotides long. RefSeq lists its product as uncharacterized. The transcript has 2 exons. The record is from RefSeq and is a predicted model, not a curated record. Bases 165 to 773 code for a protein of 202 amino acids. NCBI's taxonomy places the organism in Eukaryota, Viridiplantae, Streptophyta, Magnoliopsida, Cucurbitales, Cucurbitaceae.